AUGAAAUUGUCAACAUCAAGUUAUGUGCAUGAGACAACUACUGCUCCAACAUCAAGCUUGAAGGUGACUAAGCCCAAAAGGACUCAAAUUAGUACAAAAAUUAAUGUGUUAAAAAAGGAACUUAAAAGCAUGAAUAUAGCAAAUGAGAAAUAUUCAAAAAGACUUAAGAAGGCAAUGAAUCUAUCAGAAAAUACUACUUUCUUGAAAGCAAUUAAAAGUUUUACCUCAAUAGCAACAAUUUUUACCGUGCUCCAAUUCCGAGAAUGUGGUAAACACAAAAUGGGCAGACGAUUCACACCAGAUGAAAAAGUAAUGGCAUUACAUUUUUUUUAA
Parnassius apollo (apollo) is the source of this 333-nucleotide messenger RNA. NCBI's taxonomy places the organism in Eukaryota, Metazoa, Arthropoda, Insecta, Lepidoptera, Papilionidae. The record is from the annotation of a GenBank genome assembly.